AUGGAGCAACCCCAAGCUACCCACGCCUAUGAGGCCGACGCGUCGGUCACACAAGGAGAAGAUCCUGAGAUAACUGCUGCUUUCAACCAAAUUAUCUCGAUGCUGAUAGACACCUCGAUCACGAAACCUAGCAGAGGCAUUCUCUCCGGACCCCCAGUUCGAAUUCCCGGAUCCUCUCCGCAAAUAGAAGAUUCCUCGAAAGCAUCAGCGUCCACCUCCAAGAGCAUGUUACCUAUCCGACUAGCAGCUCCUAGGUCAACAUAUCCUCUGAACGCCUUAAGCCUCCGAGUUCGGCGCCUGCUCAACCAACUGCCUCGCCUCUACAUCGACAAGUCUGUACCUGUGAAGGCUUUCCCAUUGUUCGAGAAGCUACCGACUGAACUGCGUUUGAUGAUCUGGGAUAUCUGCACAUACAAACCAAGGACAGUCAAAGUUACACAAGAUACGAGCUUUAUGCUUAGUCAACCUGCGACUGGUCCAUCUGUCAUUGCUAUGCAAGGGGAAUCCGAACACCCAGCGGUUUUACAGAUCAACCGUGAGUCGCGAGCGCUGGCCUUGAAAUUUUACACCAAGUACGUGCGAGGGGCCGCAGAAAUUCAGGCGGAGGAACUCCUCGUUGCGAAUCGCAAAAUUAAUCGGGGUUCCCCUUCAGAAGACAACCUCGGCCACGGUGCACUGUUCAUCAACUUCUCGGUGGACCGAUUCCACAUCGUUAAGAGUGGCCACCAAUUCGGAACACAUGGGAUGCUUCCCUUCAACAGAGAUGUAAUCGCGCAAGUUCAGUACAUUUCGAUGUUCGCGAGAGCUCAUUGGUAUCAGAGGUGGCAAUACACCAAAGCCUUAGACUUGCUGAACGCGGUCCACCGAAACGCAUCAGCAAAGGAGAUUAAAAUCGAACUCCACAACAUUUGGCAUCAUUUCCAGCCUGAACUGCGGUGGGAUGGCAUAGUUAGGUGUGCCGUCUGGGAGAAUGUCAGGCUUAGAUUCCUUGAAGAUCUCCGGCUCCAUUGCCAUGUCCCUGAUUCGUGGGUGAGAACUAUCGACCCAGUGGAUCUUGUCGGAGGAGCGCUCGAAGAUGAGGAGGAAAACUCCAAUUGGAGUGCACGAAUGGCAAGAGUGGAGAAGUUCGAGGCAGAAAGGGCCAAAUUGGAGGCAGAAAAUGCAGUAGUGUACAGGCUCUGGAUGAUGGACUGGGCAGAUUAUUGUGUGGAUUUCCCUAGAUAG
Drepanopeziza brunnea f. sp. 'multigermtubi' MB_m1 is the source of this 1224-nucleotide messenger RNA. RefSeq lists its product as uncharacterized. NCBI's taxonomy places the organism in Eukaryota, Fungi, Ascomycota, Leotiomycetes, Helotiales, Drepanopezizaceae. The record is from RefSeq and is a predicted model, not a curated record.